Molecule: messenger RNA, 552 nt
Organism: Monoraphidium neglectum
Lineage: Eukaryota; Viridiplantae; Chlorophyta; Chlorophyceae; Sphaeropleales; Selenastraceae
Product: peptidylprolyl isomerase
Exons: 7
Coding region: 1-552 (183 amino acids)
Cellular component (GO): chloroplast
Molecular function (GO): peptidyl-prolyl cis-trans isomerase activity
Source: RefSeq, a predicted model, not a curated record
AUGGCCGUUUUCGCGCCCGCGGCGCCGGCGGCGGCGGCCGCCGUGCCGGCGGAUCAGGGCAGCGGCAGGUCAAUCGUCAAGACCGCCUCUGGCAUCAAAUACACUGACCUUGAGGCGGGCGGCGGCGAGGCGCCGAAAGUGGGUGAUCUGGUGAUGUGCGAUCUGGUGCUGUCCCUAGAAGACGGCAGCAAGGUGCUCGACACGCGGGAGACCGGCACGCCCAUAGCGUUCCAAGUCGGCAUCACAAACCCGCUCGUCACUGAGGGUCUGGAGGAGGUGGUCAGGGGCAUGAAGGCCGGGGGCACGCGGCUGGCGGUCGUGCCGCCGGCGCUAGGCUACGGGGCUAAGGCUACGCAGCCGCGCGGCAUCGACGCGCCCAUCCCAGGCAACGCGGACCUCUAUUAUGAGGUCGAGCUCCUGCGCUGCCAGGGCACCCCUGUGGGCACGGCGUGCUGCUCCGAGGCCAAGUUUGCGGAGCGCGGCGGCGCGUGCAUCCCCGCGGAGACGCUGAAGCAGCUGGAGGCCAUGAUGAGCCUCAACAUCAAUCUGUGA